AUGAGGAUGCGGAUGUGCGACUUUAUUUCAUUUGUAACUUUUCUUCAAAAAAUUCAAAAUCCUCUCAAACCCUAUCCAAGACAAAGGGAAAUCAAAAACAAUUAUGCGAGCAGUUGUGAAGAGGCUGAACAUCAAGAGCGCGAGCGCAUGACUAUGUCUACACGACGUAGGCGAGAGGCUGAGAGAGCUGGUGAAGCCAGAUCAUCAGUUCCACAUCCCGAUGUUGGGUCUUCUCGUGCUAUGGAGGAGGAGGAAGAGGAUGAUGCUGUGGACCCCGUUCACGAGACUGAGGUUGUAGCUCGUGGAGGUCGUGGAGGCCGAGGACAGGGCCGUGGAGGUCGUGGUGGUCGAGCUCAUACUCGAGUCAAUCCGGAUGUGCUAGAUGGUCCAUUUCCCGGUGGCCCGCGGGAUCCGUCUUUGAUUCCGAGUUUCAAUUCGCACGAACGUCCGGUUGGACGAGUAGAGUCCCGUAUCAACUCCCUGAACCAAUUCAACUACGAGAAGAUAACAGCUGCCCUAGAAGACAUAGAUGUAUCCGUAGACAAGCAUUUUCUGCGGAUGACCGGUUUGUAUCCCCUAGCCCGAUGUUAUUUACCGGGCCUAGAUGCUCCGUUAUUGUUUGCAUUCGUGGAGCGGUGGCAGCCGGAGACGAACAACUUCCAUAUGCCGUGGGAAGAGAUGACUAUCACUCUCCACGAUGUCCAGAUGAUUCUAUGUGCCAAUGUGGAGGGACGGGUGGUUGCGCCUAGGUACGACGAGGUCAUCGAGCGGACAAACUGCGUGUAUUUGCUGGCCGAGGUAUUAAACCUCGAGUUUGAGGAGAUUAACGAGUCAUGGAAGCAUGGGGGCCCCACAUGGAGGAUGAUACAUGGACAUUUGUUGAUGCCCGACACGCCCAUGAGACGCCGAGUUCAGAUAUACCUGGUGUUUCUCCUCGGAUCGAUUUUAUUCCCCGACAUGACAUGUGAUCGGGUGAAGCCGUGGUAUAUGCACGUGCUCGAGGAUUCAGUGCUUGAUCAGAAAGUUGGGUAUAUGCAGCCGAGCACAGUCGAGGGGCUUCGCGGGUUGCACCACCCUUCUUCAGGGCUGGAUAUACGAGUAUUUCCCGAGAUUCCAGUCGCCGGAGGAGAGCGAGCGCUACCGCGAGUUUCAGCCUCGAUGCAAGAGGUGGAACGCGCCGCAAAAAACGGGCGCGCUCGAGCAUAUUAG
Messenger RNA from Erythranthe guttata (spotted monkey flower), 1209 nucleotides. NCBI's taxonomy places the organism in Eukaryota, Viridiplantae, Streptophyta, Magnoliopsida, Lamiales, Phrymaceae. The record is from RefSeq and is a predicted model, not a curated record.